This is a messenger RNA of Thamnophis elegans (Western terrestrial garter snake), 5498 nucleotides long. RefSeq names its product C2 domain containing 3 centriole elongation regulator (gene C2CD3). Gene Ontology annotation, cellular component: centriole; centriolar satellite. Gene Ontology annotation, biological process: cilium assembly; centriole elongation. The record is from RefSeq and is a predicted model, not a curated record. The transcript is spliced from 29 exons. Bases 48 to 5498 code for a protein of 1816 amino acids. Lineage: Eukaryota; Metazoa; Chordata; Lepidosauria; Squamata; Natricidae.
GCGGCGGCGCCCGUUGCUAGGCAGCGACUCCGGGCCUGGCGGCGAGGAUGAAGCCCAAGAAGAGUAAAGUCGGGCCGGCCCGGCCCGGGGCCGUCCGUCGUCGGAAGGCUCUCAGCGAUAUCUCCCCUUCUACCAGUUUACCACCUCUUGUGGAAGGACAGCUGCGCUGCUUCCUCAAACUGACCGUCAGCAAAAUCGUAUGGAUGGUCGCCAAGCCGCCAGCAUCCUCCCUCGUCCGGGUGAGAUGGUGGGGAGAAACCAGCAACGGUACCGUCUUCGUCCCCCAGGAUGCUUCCCAGCCGGAGCAGAAAAUUCUAAACACCACCACCUGCUACCCGGUGCGAUGUGGGCCCAAACAAUUCGCUUCCUACCUGACAGAUAUGGGGGCGCUUAUCCUGGAAAUCAUGACCAAAUCCGAUCAUCUUCCAAUCGGGCGGGUUCAAAUCAAGGGGCUGGCCCUGCUCUCCCCCAGCCACCCCAUCAGCGGGUUUUUCCCCAUCGUUUCGCCGGCGUCCGAAAAGAUGGGAGAGCUGCAGAUAUCCCUGCUUCUGGAACCUCUCUCCGACGUGUACGAAACCAACCUCACCGUCCACAAUACACAUACGAACAAAGAUGCUGCAGAUUUGAGCCACUCCCUCGCUCCGUCUCAUCCCCACAGGCCAACUGGCACGCACGUUCACGGAAGAGAGUCUGUGGGCAGCAGCAGAGCGAGUACUCCAAGAGGGAAAGACCACUUAUAUUUCCAGGAGAACGCGGAGAAUAUCCAAAGAAGCCUUGAUGGAUCUCACCCACACCUGGAUUACAUCUUGAACGCCAAGGAUCCCAAGCCACAAAAGAUAGUUUCGAACCACUCCGAUCAAGAGGCGCCAAUUAAGUCAGACAAGGAGGCCACACGGCCUCUCCAUGUUCUUUCUUGCAACAGCCCAGCCACAAAGGAUCUACUUGCAGACCUUUUGGAUCGAGGGAACCGGUUGCGAAACGCUAUGGCUGUGUCCGUCAUGACAUCGAAUCCGGAUCCCGCCAUCGAACGGUAUGAGGCUCAACCUCCCGUCAAGCAGGAUCUCUCCCGACGAGCCGGAAAACCUCUGAGGAAUCCUGGCCUUAUGUGUGAAGACGCUCAUCAAUCAUGGCGCGAAUGUUCCGAAUUUGAUUUGGAUGCUGAAAAGAAAGCGGUUGAGCUUCUGCUGGGCAGUUCUGAUUUAUCUCCGGAUCAUCUCGUGGACGGGGCAGGCUCCCCUCCCGAAUCCCUUUCCCCUUCGAGUCACUUGUACGACAGUGAAUUGAAUGACCCACACUACGACCAGAGUCUCUUGGAAAAUUUGUUCUACGCAGCUCAGAAACGGGACAGCAGCUUCAGUGAUACUUUUAGUGACGAGGAGGAGGAGGCGGCUGGAAAACUACGCCAGCCUCAGGGCCCAAAACCUCAGAGGUCACCAAAGGAUUUGGAGUCAAGUCCUCACAGGCGGCAAAAGAAGGCCUUGGAGACAAAAGCCAGCCGUUCCCCCGCUAAGCCCCUCCCUGGGGAGCCAUUCCCAGAGUCCGCCGAUGAAACCCACGCUGUCAGUUUGAGCCUUGACAGGCUGGCCACGCUGGGUCGGAUCCGCUUGGCCAGAGUGGUGAUUGAGACCCUAAGAGGGGUGCCCCCCGAGGACAGCGCUCAGAGUACCCCCAAUCAGAAGAGCCCUGGUGGGAAACCCCCCAGGCCAGCUGUGCCUAAGAAGAGGACUUUCUUUGUCGAAUAUCACUUUCCAGUAGGAAUGUCAAAGAACGGGAUCGGCCAGAUGGCCAUAACUACGGAAAUUGUUCGCGUUGCUUCGAGUCGGUUCUCAGCAGGCGGGGUGAAGUUUCAGCAACGUUACGCCUUCCCUGUCCACUUCUGUGGCUCCAUGAUCACCCAUUGGUGGAAGUCGCACCUCGACUUUAACGUGUUUUUGAAAAAAGGCACCCAGAGGAAGCCAGUGCUGAUUGGCACAGCAGCCUUUCCCCUGCGCGACGUCCUUCGGUCCGAGGAUUUAUUCGUCAGCCGUGAACUGCCAGUGAAAGAAGACAGCGUCCCGGGCCCAUUAGGGCCUUUACAGGUGUCCGUGGAACUUGUAGCGGCUAAAGAUGUCCCCAACAUCAAAGCGAGCAGCGUGUCCCCAAGAGCCCCCGCCGGCUCCAUCAAGACCCACCGUGCGAUUUUUCAGGAUGCUGAAAGGAGCCCCCCCUGUUCCGCCCGAAGCCCUCAAAGCCACCGCGAAGCCCCAGUGAGAAGCGAAGCUCCCUUGCCUCCGGCUCUUCAGAGGUCCCCCAAGGACGGGGGCCAGCCCGUCUCCCGCAACCUCCUGUCCCAGAUGAGCGCCUGCUCGGACGAGGAAGGGAUGCUGCUCCACGUCCUUUUGAUGGUCUCGGAGGGGCAGAUGGCGCUCCCUCCCAACGGUGGGCUGGACGGCUCUUGCAACCUGUACUUGGUCUGCAAGCUCUUCAGCACCGAAGAAGCCACGAGAUCUCCCGUCGCGUGGGGGACCCCGCAGCCCACGUUCCAUUUUUCUCAGAUCACUCCGGUUGCGUUGACAUCGAAACAUCUGGAGCGUCUGAAGAAUAACCUGAUGGUGAUCGAGGUGUGGAAUAAGGUACUCAGCCCCGGAGGGGACCGGCUGCUGGGACUGGCCAAGCUUCCCCUCCAUCAGUUCUACGUUUCGUUCAAAGACCCCAAGGUGUCCAGCCUGCUGCUCCAGGCUCAGUAUCCGGUGCUGGCGGUGGACGGCCCCGUGCCGGUGGUCGAUGUCUUCUCCGGCCAAAAGAACGGCACCCUGAAGACCAUCUUAGCCAUGGGCUCGGCUGACCAGGUGUUGGCGCUGCAGAGGGUCAAGAAGGAAGCAGGGCUGGCAUCUCCGGCUGUGCUUCGCCCACCACACGCUUUGGAUCCCCUCCCUGCAUCCUCCCCUGAGCUGUCAGGAAAGGGAAAGGAAGGCUUGGUGGAACAUACCUUUGAGAUCCACAUCGAGGGGGUCCAAGGCCUGACGCCCCUCCAGUCCACCGUCUGGGGAGAAGCGGACUGUUACGUCCAGUACCACUUCCCGGUUCAGAAAUCGGAAUCCGAGACCCUCCGUGAUGCGGAGUUAAGCGAGAAGGCCCUUGAGUUGAAGCCUUUCCGCACGUCCACCACUUUGUGCGUUCCCGAUCCCACCUUCCGCGAUGAGCACCAUCACUCUCUACUGGUCCCAGCUGACGUCCCAGUUCAGCGGCUGCUAGUCCGGGCUUUCUCGGCCCAGAGCUUAGCGGGAGAAGGAGGAGGGAUUCACUUCGAAAUCUGGUGCAGGUACUACUACCCGAAUGUCCGAGAUCAGAUGGUUGCUAGGGCGAGCUUGCCCCUCUCCCGCCUUUGUGCCAUGGUCACCAUGCAGCAUCGUCAGGAAGUGGGCAUCCAGACUUUCCAGCUGCCUCUCACGCCAAGAAUCGGCGAGCUCCACCCUCGGUCCUCAGGUUUGUUCCAAGUGAGCGUAAAGUACCGACGCAGCCUGAAAAUAGCGGAAAAUGGGCUAGCGGCUCAGGCCGUCCCCAUCUCCGUCCAAAUCCACGCAGCGGCUGGCUUGCAAGCAGCGGCCAGGGCGCUGGCCGAAAAGCACCCUCCGUUCCGCUACAGUGCGGAAAUUGGCCUCAACACCUACGUCUCGAUCCACCUCCCCUUCCUUCCUGGGGCCGAGCCACGCAGGACACGGACCGUGGCUCGCUCGUUCUGCCCCGCCUUUGACCAUCACGUGGAACUGCCCUGCCGCCUCGUGGUCCAGAGGAGCAGCGGAGAAGCCUGCUGCCUCGGGGAACUCCUGCAGCGAUCGGAGGUGGUUUUCCACCUCUAUCACCAGCCCCUCAACUCAGCUCCAAGGGAAGCUCCAAAAGAUUGCCUGCUGGGAACGGUGAGGGUCCCUACCAGAGACCUGCUGAUUCGGAGAUCAGGCCUUAGAGGUUGGUAUCCCGUCAUUCUCCCGGAGGACCUCUUGGCAUCGCAGCUCGCCGACAUCACGCAGAGCAUCGUGGGAGGUUUGGAGAUUUCGGUCGCCUUUGUUCUCCCCGCGGAUCGGGAGCGUGUUCUGGAGAUGGCCAACCAUGUAGGGUGGGACUGGAAGGACACCUACUCCGAGGAUCCGUGGGAGGAUAGUGAGAGUGAAGAGCAGACCUCUUCGGCACCGCUCCGUGUGACUGUUUCCACCCCUCGGCUGUGGCUACCGCUACAGAGCAUGCUACUCGCAGGAGAAGCGCACUUAAACAAAAGCGUCUACUUCUAUCUCCGCUACAAGCUCUACGACCAGGAAGCCACUUGGUCUUCCCUUCGGAGGCCAAAGUUGACGGAAGGAGACACACGCGGGAUGGUGAUCUUUAAGAAACCCAACCGGACAGAUCUCCACUCGAGUCCGACCUUGCUCUGGUACUUCAGGGAAGAGAAACUGGAACUCCAGGUGUGGCGUGCAUACGGCAAAGAUGGCGAUGCGGAAAGACCGCUGGAUACCGACCGCUUGAUCGGAUCCGCCUACGUGGACCUGGCACCGCUGGCGGAGAGCUCACGAAAGAAGAAAACGGUCAGCGGUGUCUUUCCCUUGUUCCGACGCAAUGCAGCCAACCUGGGGGGAGCCGCCCUGCGCAUUCACAUUGCGGUGGCUCCUGCUGGUCCACGUGGAGAGCCUGGGAAUGCUGAAGACGACAGGGACAGCAGCAGCAGUGUUGAAGAAGAGACAAAGGCAGCAGAGAAGGAAUUGGGAGCCCGCUCGGAAGCAAAUCCUCCCGUCGACGAAGCCCCCCAGGAGAAACCUGCUGCCCAUGGCCUGGAGAACACGUUCGCUGUGAGCGUUCUCGUGGAAAGAGCCAUGCACCUAAGCUUAAAAGGGAGUCCUCUCGCAGAGCGGGGAGCAACAUCGCCCUGUAGCUACGUGACUUUCGUGGCCACUGAUGUGGAUCAUCCUAUCACCACCGCAACAGUAGAAAACACAGAUUCCCCUGUUUGGGAUUUUCAGCAGCAGACAAGACUCUCCAAGGAACUCCUGCUGGAUUCCCAGAAAACUCUGGUCUUCAAAAUAUGGCAUAAAGCAGACGUCGAACGAGUGAUAGGAUUUGCCUCCGUGGACCUCUCCCCACUGCUCUCCGGCUUCCAGUACGUCUGCGGCUGGUACGACAUCACCGACCUGAGCGGUCAGUGCCGAGGCCAGGUCAAAGUCGCCAUCUCCCCGCUCGAAAACAUCACUCACCUGAAAGAAGAAAGGAAGGCGAGGAACUGCCAGGCAAGGGACACAAAUCCUUCCUUCUCAUCCUUCUCCAUCAGAGGCACCCCCAGAUUUUCAGGUUCUCCGUGGAAGAGCCCGGAAGCUUCCAGCUAUGCGAGGGCUGGCUCCCGUUACCAAGAGCAUGUGCAAAACGUCCGUCGGUUCCACAGGUCGUUGCAGCAAGCGGAGGAGGAGGAGACGGAGCAAGCGGAAACCCUCGGUUCCCUUUCAUCCAACACCUCCCUCUUCAGAGCUCUCAGGUGA